Coregonus clupeaformis (lake whitefish) is the source of this 2649-nucleotide messenger RNA. It is a transcript of the gene ndel1a, whose product is annotated as nudE neurodevelopment protein 1-like 1a. Bases 112 to 1161 code for a protein of 349 amino acids. Gene Ontology annotation, cellular component: kinetochore; kinesin complex; centrosome. The transcript is spliced from 9 exons. Gene Ontology annotation, biological process: establishment of mitotic spindle orientation; centrosome localization; mitotic centrosome separation. The record is from RefSeq and is a predicted model, not a curated record. Lineage: Eukaryota; Metazoa; Chordata; Actinopteri; Salmoniformes; Salmonidae. Gene Ontology annotation, molecular function: microtubule binding.
AGUUUCCUCCAAGCACAGAACCACCAAGAGGGACGACUACGAUGGACUGAAAACCAUCAAAAGGGGCGAGACAUCGAAUGGAAAUGUUCAGGUACGUCGCAAAAUAUCUACAUGUAUACCAUGGACACUGAUAUGAUUCCAAAAUUCUCCUCGAAAGACGAGGAGAUUAACUUCUGGAAGGCUCUUUCCCUCAAGUACAAGAAAAAUUACCAGGAGGCCCAGGAGGAGCUGCUGGAGUUCCAGGAGGGCAGCAGAGAGCUGGAGGCAGAGCUGGAAACCCAGCUGGGCCAGGCCGAGCACCGUAUGAGAGACCUGCACUCUGAGAACAGCAGGCUCAAGAACGAGGUGGACUCACUCAAGGAGAAACUGGAGCAGCAGUAUGCCCAAAGCUACAAGCAGAUCAACAUGCUGGAGGACGACCUAGGACAGACCCGGGGCAUCAAGGAGCAGCUCCACAAAUACGUCCGGGAACUGGAGCAGUCCAACGACGACCUGGAAAGAGCGAAAAGGGCUACGAUUGUUUCCCUGGAGGACUUUGAGCAACGUCUGAACCAGGCCAUCGAGAGGAAUGCCUUCCUGGAGAGUGAGCUUGAUGAGAAAGAGUCCCUCCUGGUCUCAGUGCAGAGAUUAAAGGACGAGGCCAGAGACCUGCGACAGGAGCUCGCCGUCCGAGAGCGAAAUACGGACAUGAUCAGGAUGUCGGCACCCGCCUCGCCCACCCAGGAGAACAACGACAAGAUGGAUUCCUCUGUCCAAGCCUCACUGUCUCUCCCCGCCACGCCGCUCGCCAAUAGUAUGGACAACGCCUUCGCCAACCCAACAGAGUUGUCCAACGGCCUUGGUAACUCACUGACUCCCUCUGCCAGAAUAUCAGCACUCAACAUCGUAGGUGACCUGCUUCGGAAAGUAGGGGCUCUGGAGUCUAAACUGGCAGCCUGCAGGAACUUUGCCAAGGACCAGAAAGCCAGAAAGUCUUACGCCAUCACGGAAAACGGGAACGUGAUCAACGGCAACACAGCCAAGUUCUCCCAUACACUCCACAUGACGUCAUCGUAUUACGACAAAACCAGGUUGGUGAACGGCCUGGACUCUGGCACACUGACAGCCAUCACAGCACCCCCCGCUCCCUCCCCCCCUGGCCUACUGCCUCUCAUCGUGUGACAGUGACAGACACCACGCCCUAAUUUACCCCCCCCCCCCGCCGCCGCCGCCGCCAAUGGACAAGGCUAUAUCCUUAAACAGAAAGCAUUGUGAGGACGUCAAACAAGUCCAAACAAGAGAAAGCACAUAAAAAUAGCUAGCACUAUGAAACACUUUUCACAUACUGUAAUACUGGCCCCUCGUUGCAGUCACUGCAUAUUCACAGGCUGUCUCUAUGUAAUUCUGGCCCUUUAGUGCUUGUGCUCUGGUCCUACUGUACAUAUGGCUCACUGUUUGUAGCCUAUAUUUUAUAUGUACUUCCUAAUUGUUUACUGCUUGUACAUUUAGCUCACUCUACACAGACACCCAAAGAGAAGGUUUACCCAAAGAGAAGGUAUCUAUGUAGGAUCCUAUCCUCUCUGCAGUCAUUUUCCAAAUCUUUAGUUUAGACAGAAAAAACACACAUUAUGCAAUUGAAAGUGUGACACAGUGAGGGUUUCCGAUAUACAUGUUACUGUAAUUGUAUUGAACUGUUACGAUUUAUCAGAGAUGGUGUACAAGUGAAAGAAUAUAGAUUAGCCAGAGUCUACAGAAGAAGUAAAAUGUCUGGAUUACUGUAACACAUUAAUCUAGCAUCAUUGCUUCAGACUAUGCAGAGGCCCUCUCUCCUCCAACUCUCCACACCUUAUUUGACAUUUCUUAUAAAUGGAAACUAGGGUUAAUGGAUUGGCAGCUGGCACACGUGUGUAGAUGUGUUUAAUAGCCUGGAACGGUCCUUCACCACGUGGACAUGCUCCUAACAAGCUGACUUAUUGUCCAUCACUAAAGGUGGUUUAAAUCUCCUGUGUCAACCUCAUAUGCCUUUCUGACCUUGAGUCUAACUUCAGUAGCCAUCUGAAGAAUUAAUGUUAGUUUUGUGGUUUUUAUUUAUGAAUGUGUUCAAAUAAAAAUGCAUUGGUUUAGACCUGUUCAAAAGGGAUGGUGAAGUAAAAUCCUCAUUGUGUCGUCGUGUUGAGUAUUCUGGGCUACUUAGGCUCAGCUCAGUUUAACGGUAUGACAACGUGCACGGUAUUGGUCAUAUUGAUCAUUAUAGAUGUCCACUUGAGUGGUGCUGUCAUGGUGUGUUAGACCACUUUUGCCAGUAUUCCAUUUUGGGAUUUUAACUGCAAAUCUUUCAUUUUCUGUGUUGAGUUUUCACUGGUAUCUUAUUGUAUUUAAAAUAUCACACAACCCUGUGUUAGCAACCUAAAUUGUAAGUAAAUAGCACUUCAUCUUGUGCAAAUAUUUUCCUUGUAUUUUCACAUUAUUUUAUCAGUUUUAUUCAAGUGCAAUAUUGCCUGUUGGUAUGUUUUGUUUUAAUAUACAUAGUUUUGUUAAUUUAUUUCAGAUUCAUUUUAUGGCAUGAUGUGUUCAAAUAUAUAGGAUGUGAUUAUACAGCAAUUAGUCAAAUAUCAUGAUGUAGGAUCCGUUGUCUUAAAAUGUUGAGAAAAUAAAUAAAUAUAAAGCCAA